AAGACAAAAAGAAGAAAUCAAAAAUAAAAACAAAGAAAAAGGAGACACAGGAGAAGAAGGAGGUGAAGAUGGAGGAGGAGGAUGUGUUAGAUUUGAUGGAUGAGGGGACUGUUAGUGUAAACAAAGACAUGAGUGAAACAAAGACAACAAAGAAGGACAGUAAAAAGACAGAAAGUAAAGCUGAUAAACAACAGGACACCUCGGUGAAAAAAUCUUCUCGUAGUGAGAAGAAAAUAAAAAAAAGAGAGACUCUUCGUCAAGCUCUAGUAGUUCGUCAUCAUCAUCAUCUUCAUCGUCUUCGUCAGGUUCUUCUUCAUCUUCAUCAUCUGGAUCAUCAUCCUCAUCAUCUGGAAGUAGUUCAUCUAGUAGUUCAGAUGAGGAAAUGGAUGAAGCAAAGAAAAAAGCUAAUUUGAAGAAAAAAAUGGAGAGGAAAGCUCACAAAAAAAGAAAACUUGGACAGCGAUUACAAGUCCAUAAAGAAUCUGAUAUACUAUGGCCCCCGGGUAAAUGGCGACUAGGCAAGGUCAUUCCCAAGGCUAAACAUGUAUUCAUGCGGUAUUCUACUAAAGCUGAUAAAAAAUUGAGAGGAGCAGAGAAAAGAAGUGAAUAUUACAAGAAGUUUGGAAACCCAAAUUAUGGAGGAAUGACAGGACUAAUCAGCAAUUCUAGGAAAAGGAAGAUGCGGGUGACACAGCAGCGUGAGGAAGUACAAGAGUUAAAGGCUGCCAUACAGGCCAAGCGUGCCACAAUUACUUACGACGAUGUCAACAUCUUUGGAGAUUCCUCUGUUACCGCAAAUGUGGAUAUGGAUGAAAUUGAGGAGUUUGGUGCUGCCAAGGAAGUGAAGCCAGACAUCAUACCCAGUCUAGCAGGCAAGCUUUCACUUCUGGACCAACACGAGAUGGAGGAGGGAGAGAUAGAAGACAGUGAACCAGAGGAGGUGGUACCGCCAGUCAUCCGGCAGCGGGAUGUCCGACCUCGGGACCAAAGGGAUGUUCGGCCAAGGGAUAUCCGGCCUAAGGAUGUCCUUCCACGAGAGGAUCGUCGUCAGAUACAACAGCAGCUUGACGAGGAUGAUGAUUUCCUAGAUCUCUCAGCUGACUCAAAGCCAGAGGUAAAAGAGGUUGACGAGGAGGCAGUAAUGAUGGAGCAGGAGCUGGACAUCCUCUUGGCCUCACCCCCACGGAAACGCAGCAUGAGGAUGUACGCUGAUGACAUUGAAGAUGAGAAGAAUGCAAAAAGUAUGAAGAGGAGCGACUUUGACCUGACAAUAUUUGCGGACCGUGAGACUGACAGAAAGGUUGGUCUGCUGGAGUACGAUGAUGAUGGUCCCUCGCCUCCACGUGUGCAGGACGCGCGACAGAAGAUUCGUAGUGCAAGCAGGACAUUUGGUGGAGCUCACAUGGAUGGGUCACCACGCAGGAGCGGUAAUGAUCUGCGUAGCAAACUCCAAAAACGGAAAAGUGAUGGCAAAGACAAUUCAAAAUAUCAGCGUAUGAGGAUAGAAGUGUAUGAUUGACCUGUGUGGUAUUUAUAGGACUGAAUAUCAGAGUGCUUCAGGAACUUGGUAUGUACAGGGGGAUUUACAUACAGACACAAGGUUUACUGUCUGAAUGUGUUUUGACAGUUGUAAAAUAAUUUACAAAGGAGACCUGUCUAAAUGGGCAAUGUCUACCGACAAAAAAUAUUUAAUGACAACUGGCAUUGUUGUGUAAUAAAUUGAUUUUACUUCGAAAGGGUUUUACAUUUUCCAUUGAAAAUGGAGAAUUUCUUUUAACUGAAGUUUUGUCACUAACUAAAAUGUGUUAGGUUUGGUUCAGUUUGUAAGACAUGUGAAUAACUUUGUAUGCUAGGCCACAAAUGCAUCCCAAUUUACAAUAUACCAGGUACAUCUCAUCUCGGUCACAAGACACUCAACAACUGGGAGUGCAUAGUUCAAAGGGUGAAUGACUUUUACUAUAUGCAAACUUUAUUUAUUCUAGAAUUGCAAAACAUGUUAUAUCAACUUCUAUCAACCAUGUGAAAUGUGGAAAAAUGUUCAAGUUUGUAAAUUACUUUAAAAUAAUGUAUGGAUGAAGAUAGGUGAUCAUUUAUUUUUAUUAACAAACAUAAGACAAAUUUUACCAUCUUCUGUAUUUAUGAUACAUGCAAAUGAUUCAAUACCUGUUUCGUUUCGUUAUCAGUUUCACGUACCACAUGUUUCCCAUAAUGCCUUGAUAGAAGAUACAUAGUGAGCUCAGCUAUUCAUCAGAAUUAAACACAUUAGAUAUAACUCCUUUGAAAGAACUUCAUUCUAAACAAAAAAUAUUUGGUUUGAACUAAGAACAAUUUGUGCAAGGUCUGUACACUGCGUCAUGCUACUGCUACUGUAGAAUUGCUUCUCAAGAAUCCUGUAUAAAUCUUCGAAUAGAUUUCUGUUUCAUAGAUUUAAACUAUAAAUUGAAUUUAAUUUCUUUCAAAAUUUGACAAAGCCACUUACCAGGCAUGACUGGUAAUAAGACACUCUAAAGUGCUUCAUAAUAGAUACAAUUAUACAAUCAUUAAAAUUAUGUAGGACUGCAUCGAUCAGGUCUCAAACUCUAGUCACUGGUUCAUGCCAGAUACUGUAGCACCCACCACUGUUGAUACACAGUAAUACAACUGUUGAAACACAGUAAUACAACUGUUGAUACACAGUAAUACAACGGUUGAUACACAGUAAUACAACUGUUGAUACACUGUAAUACAACAGUUGAUAUACAGUAAUACAACAGUUAAUAUACAGUAAUACAACAGUUGAUACACAGUAAUACAACUGUUGAUACACUGUAAUACAACUGUUGAUACACUAAUACAACUGUUGAUACACAGUAAUACAACUGUUGAUACACAGUGAUACAACUGUUGAUACACAGUAAUACAACAGUUGAUACACAGUAAUACAACUGUUGAUACACUGUAAUACAACAGUUGAUAUACAGUAAUACAACUGUUGAUACACAGUAAUACAACUGUUGAUACACAGUAAUACAACUGUUGAUACACAGUAAUACAACUGUUGAUACACAGUGAUACAACUGUUGAUACACAGUAAUACAACAGUUGAUACACAGUAAUACAACUGUUGAUACACUGUAAUACAACUGUUGAUACACAGUAAUACAACUGUUGAUACACUGUAAUACAACUGUUACAGUAAUACAACUGUUGAUACACAGUAAUACAACAGUUGAUACACAGUAAUACAACUGUUGAUACACAGUAAUACAACUGUUGAUACACAGUAAUACAACUGUUGAUACACUGUAAUACAACUGUUGAUACACUGUAAUACAACUGUUGAUACACAGUAAUACAACUGUUGAUACACUGUAAAACAACUGUUGAUACACAGUAAUACAACUGUUGAUACACUGUAAUACAACUGUUGAUACAAAGUAAUACAACUGUUGAUACACAGUAAUACAACUGUUGAUACACAGUAAUACAACUGUUGAUACACUGUAAUACAACUGUUGAUACAAAGUAAUACAACUGUUGAUACACAGUAAUACAACUGUUGAUACACAGUAAUACAACUGUUGAUACACAGUAAUACAAUGUAAUACAACUAUUGAUACACAGUAAUACAACUGUUAAUACACAGUAAUACAAUUUAGGAUAUAUGAAUUGUGUGUUUUAUCAUGUUUACAUUGGUUUUGUUGGUAGCUUCGGCAUGAUGUCUCGUGUAUAAUAAUUAAAGUAUGGUAAAAGAUUGGCAUUGAACCAAUCUAAUGCAAAAUAGUUGCUCACAAAUUCUCUCAAAAAUUGAAGUACAUGUCCUUGAUCAAUGCAGCUUGUGUAUUUUUAUGUAGCAUUUAAAGCAGGCGGUGUUAAGAUUGGACAAAUAUUUAAAUGUCUUGAUCACUAUUAUGAGGAAUGUAGCCUCUAAUUUUUAAACUCUCAGUUUUAGGCAUCUUUUAAAGAUGUAGAAUUCUUUUUAUGAAAAGGACGAGAUAAACAGAGAUUUUAUUACAAGACAUUUUGUGUGAUUUUCUGUUUUUAAAGCAUUAUUACAAUGAAUUUCUAAUUGUUAUGAAUAAACAAGAGGUCCACUGACCUAAACCACA
Messenger RNA from Pecten maximus, 4088 nucleotides. Its product is annotated as nuclear cap-binding protein subunit 3-like. NCBI's taxonomy places the organism in Eukaryota, Metazoa, Mollusca, Bivalvia, Pectinida, Pectinidae. The transcript has 7 exons. Bases 383 to 1519 code for a protein of 378 amino acids. The record is from RefSeq and is a predicted model, not a curated record. Gene Ontology annotation, molecular function: mRNA binding; RNA 7-methylguanosine cap binding. Gene Ontology annotation, cellular component: nucleus; cytosol.